AUGAAGGAUCAGCACCUACACAAGUUCUGCGAGCAGCAGGAUGUAGGGCGUGUCUUCCGUGACCACCUUGGUGGCGAGCUGGGUAAAUCGGAAGCGCUGUCAGCCUUGUCACUCAAGGGCAGACUCCCAUCGGCACGAUUGGACUUGAAAGAUGGUCCAAAGACAAGCGAUUCACGCGUUGUGAUGGAGAUCGCCUGGAUCGCGAACAAGGUCAUAGAGAUCAUGGCGUCCUCAGAAAGUCGCCGCAUCGCCCUAGGACAUUCUCUCAAUCAGACCCAAGAGGCUCCUUCCGGCGGUGGGGCCACAGCCUGGCUACGGGAAGUCGAAGGCUCUGGAAAGAUUGAAGACGAAGAUGCACACGAUCAGGUCUCUGAAGAAACCAAGUACGACGGAAGCGAAGCCCUUUACGGUACCGCCGUGGCCAAUUUGGAGGCUUACAUGCGAGCACAUCGUGACGCCACUGAACAGCAUGACAAGAACCACGAGGUGUACCGGGAGGCCGACCGAAAACUUCCGGGGCUUCGAUCUGCGCAGACUGCGAUCAAGAGCCAGGGGGCACCUACAAUCCAUCCUGCCAACUUUGCAACCGCCACAUCGACGAUACCUACCAACAAGCACGCGCGGAGUAUCGCGAAGCGUAUCAGGAGCACGAAGCCGCCUGCAAAGCCUGCACCGUUGCCGAAUCGGAGUGGCACUUUCUACACGAGAGUUCUCUCCGUAGUAUCAAAGUCUUGGAUACAUCCACACGCGAACCGAAGAACGACCCCGCGGACGACGACGUACCAGACGUCCACGGUGCGCUCAGGCCCGACGUAUGUGUACUUUGACGACGACAGCGUCACCGAUCACCCCAAUGUUUCGGUUUCGGAGGCGGAGAAGGACAAGUGGUACAAGGACAAGGUGGCCAACACCACGGACGAAGAAUCCAAAGCCUCCCUCGCCGACGUCCUUGUCCCGAUCGAAGUCAAGGCUGACCCGAAUGACUCCGCGUUCACGUUCCCCGGCAUCACUCCCGCCAGAGAGGCCCACAAGAUCGUUCGCGAACCGGUCAAGUCACAUGGACAGGUGAACCAGUACUGCGCGGCGAUCCUGAAGAGGCAGCACAGGACCGAGCUUAUCGCGCUCUACAUCUGUCGCUACCAAGCGCGGAUCAUCGUGGUCGACCAUGGGUCCUUCAUCAUAUCCGAGCCGUUCGAAUGGGGUACGGAGGCCGACCUGACCUUGUACGAGUUCUUCUGGCGACUCGCGCUACUCUCUGGGCCCCGGGGCAAUUUAGGAGUUCUCGGCUUCGACCUCUCUGCCACACGUGUCCCCCACGACGAAGGGAAGCGCAUCAUCGAGGGGUACAUCGAGAGGGGGCUGUCGCCGACUCACCUCGAGAAUACGCCAUCAGAGUAUCGUGUCCGCGGAAAGCAGUCGAGGACCCUCAGAGGGUUUCGUGACGAGUGGGUGGCCUACAUCUCGCGCAAGAUGCGCCUCUCCAUGCCCACUUCGCAGUGGCCCUUCUACCGUCUCAGCAUAGGCGGCAAGAAUUAUCUCAUUGCGGCGCCGACGCCUUGCCACUCAUAUGAGCUCGCCCCCUCAUAUGAGCUCGCCCCCUCAUAUGAGCUCGCCCCCUCAUAUGAGCUCGCCCCCUCAUAUGAGCUCGUCGGCGUCUCACCCCUCAUAUGA
Molecule: messenger RNA, 1671 nt
Organism: Epithele typhae
Lineage: Eukaryota; Fungi; Basidiomycota; Agaricomycetes; Polyporales; Epitheliaceae
Exons: 6
Coding region: 1-1671 (556 amino acids)
Source: RefSeq, a predicted model, not a curated record